This is a messenger RNA of Amphiprion ocellaris (clown anemonefish), 7788 nucleotides long. RefSeq names its product FHF complex subunit HOOK interacting protein 1B (gene fhip1b). The record is from RefSeq and is a predicted model, not a curated record. NCBI's taxonomy places the organism in Eukaryota, Metazoa, Chordata, Actinopteri, Pomacentridae. The transcript is spliced from 12 exons. Bases 655 to 4101 code for a protein of 1148 amino acids. Gene Ontology annotation, biological process: lysosome organization; endosome to lysosome transport; early endosome to late endosome transport. Gene Ontology annotation, cellular component: FHF complex.
AGGAGUUAAAGUAAGAUGGCUGCGGGAGAGGGAAAAGUGUUUGAGAAAUCAUCAGAUGGGAUGUUUAUCUGUCGCUAACAGGAUGCACAGCAGCCCCAGUGGAGGAGUGGUUAAUGUGUUAGCUCCCCCGGCUCACUGCCGUCCGGCUCUCCAGUUGUCUCCGGGUUCCUUUCGCGCUGUUUGCCCGUUUUCUGCUCUGACAUUGUGGAAUUCAUCAGCGGCUAGUCGUUAGCAGCAACCCAGCGCUAACUCACUAGCCUCCAGCUAGCAGGUAGCUAUCCGAGGAAACCAGCUACGACUGUUAGAGACCCCUGGAGAUAUCUAAAAGCAGAGCCCCGUCCUGACCGGCUAUGGAGUGGAGUUGGCUUCAGACUGGAUGACAGGGUCUACAGGGAGGACAGGGUCACUCAGCUUCUAAAGCAGCAGCGGGCUUUUCCUCGACGUGCACUGACCGGCACUGACAGCCCUCUCAGCAGACCUCCUUCUCCAGUCGGAUACACUUUCCCUUCCCUUUCUGCCCCUCUUCUCUCCUCCUUUUCCCUACAUCUUUUUCUCCUUUUAAUCCCUCUUAAUUUCUUUUCGCUUCUCUACUUUGAGCUUUUUCCUGUCCUGCUCUGGUCUUUGAGUUCUUGUCCCUCACCUGUCUGGUCCAGUAUGAGCUGGCUGAGCAGGUUGAACCCUCGGGGUCCUGGGAGUCGAUCCGGGCGGAGCGCUGUCCCCUCCAGCCCCUGCACCGCCGACCCGGAGACCUGCCUCAUGGUGUUUGAGAACCACUGGAGACAGGUCUCUUGGGUGUUGGAGCAGCACGAAAUGUCGUCCUCCAGCGAUGACCUGACGGCGGUGAGGAAUCACACCGACCAGAUGUUGUGUCUGCUGGCGGAGGAGCGACCUGCUGAGAGCUCAGACGGCGGCGCCAGCGUGCCGCCGAUGGGCCCCAUCCUGGAGCUGGUGGUCACCGAGAACAUCCUGGAAAGCCUCGUUCAGUGGCACCUCCGCCGAGGCCUGGACCCCGACAGCCAGGGGGCGCUGCUCAAGCUAUUUGAGAUGCUCAUAGGUCAGUCCCAGCAGCCUCUGCUGCAGCACACGGCCGUCCUCCACCCGCUGCUCAGGCUGCUGGGAGCUUGUGCCGACCCAGAACUCGGCUGUCCUUCGGCUCUGGAGAACAGUCUGGUGCUGCUGCUCAACCAGGUCUGCGUGUCCAUGGCCCGGCAGCCGGUGGUCCUAGAGAUGUUGUUCCGGGCUGCACCGGCCCAGCAGGGCUCCACCAACCUGCUGAUCUUCUCCCUCCUGGUGCCGUUCAUCCACCGGGACGGAGCCAUCGGACAGCAGGCCCGAGACGCUCUGCUGCUGGUGAUGGCGGCCUCAGCCAGCCAUGAGGCCGUGGCACGAUACAUCGCUGAGAACUCGUACUUCUGUCCGGUGCUGGCGACGGGCCUCAGCGCUCUCUACUCCUCUCUGCCCAGGAAGAUUGAAGUCCGAGGGGAUGACUGGCAUGCCCUACGGCGGGAGGACUGGAUGGGCGUGUCGUCGCUCGUGCUCUUCAUGAACUCGCUGGAGUUCUGCAACGCCGUGGUGCAGGUCGCCCACCCCCUGGUCCGCUCUCAGCUCCUGGACUACCUCCACAACGGCUUCCUUGUACCGGUCAUGGGUCCUGCCCUGCAUAAGUCGUCGGUGGACGAGAUGAUUGCCAGCACCGCCUACCUGGAUCUUUUCCUGCGCAGUGUGACGGAGACUUCCCUCCUCAAAACCUUCCUGCGCUUCAUCCUGCUGCAUCGCCACGACAACGACACCAUCCUGGACACGCUGCUCACGCGCAUCAGCAGCAACUCCAGGCUCUGCAUGGUGUCGUUGAGCCUCUUCAGGACUCUUCUGUCCCUGAACUGUGAGGACGUCAUGCUGCAGCUCAUUCUCAGGUAUCUGCUGCCCUGUACUCAUGUCAUGCUGAGCCAGCGUCGAGCUAUCAGGGAGACCGACCUGUAUGGAAAGUCUGCAGACAAGUUCCUGUCGCUGAUCCCAGAGUGCUGCCGGCUGAACGCCUCUUCUGCUGAGCGGGACGAGGACGGAGCAUUCUGGGGCAAAGUGCUGAACAGUCCCAGCAUGGAGUCUCCAGCCCCACCCAGACCCAGCACCCCGUCCCGCUUGUCCUUCUUCAUGCGCCAGCAGAGCAGUGGAGGUGGAUCAGGAGGUCCUUCAACCCCCACCAGCAUGGAGCAGUCUGGUUCUUCCAGCUCCCACCCUCUGUCCCCCGACAGCCCCAUGCACCAGCAGACCCACACAGAAUGUCUGGACUGGGACUCGGGCUACCUGGAGUACCUCAAGGACGCUCGGCGGGGCAUUGAGCUUUGCUCCUGGGCCUGCCGUGAUUGGUCGGCGCCCUACGAUGGAGAAAACCCCUCCCCAAACACAGCCCCUCCACCUCCACUUCCUCCUACCGCCAACCCCUGCAUGUCUGUGUUCCCCGAGCACUUCUCCUUCCAGCAGGGAACCAACACCAACACUCCUCCCGGCCAGCAGAGGGCGGCCAUCGUGGCGGCAGCGCGGUCCGAGUGGAGCAGCUCAGAGCGGGACAGCGGAGAGUGGGACGUCACGAUCGGCAAAAACAACUGCAUCAGCCUCACGCCUCGAUCCAAGAAACGCAGCCUGCAGAGAGAGGAGCUCGUCCCCAAACCUGUCCCUCCUCUGGUCCCUUCCUCGUCCUCAUCCUCCCCGUUAUCAGCCUCCCACCCCGUCUCAUCCCCAGCUCCUCACAUUCCCACCGCUGCCAUCACCGUUAGCUACCAGGCCAUGUACAACGGGACGACGGGGCAGGGCGACGGCUGCUCAGACAGACGCGAUAGAGGACUGGAGGUGAAGAAAGUGAAGAGAGACUUGGGGGAGCAGCAGUAUCUGGAUGAAAACGCCAAUCAAAACGGAUCACUGGUCAGCUGCCCCUCUCAGACCUGCUCUGCUCUCCCUCAGUCCAUCUUCACCAACAGCGACAUCAGUGACGCUAAAUCUCUUCGCCCUAACCAGAUUCCCUGUCAGAGCUCCGUCACCUCGCCAGCAUCCGACGCCAAACCGCUGACCAGCGACACCUCAAACCCACACGGUGCAUCCUCAGAUCUUCCAGAAGCCAACCAACAAUCUGUAGAGAGCCUCAUAGAGGAGCUGCUGACCCAAGCACCAGGAGACCCGCAGCCUCCAGGAGACGCCAACGGUCAGGGCAUCAGCAUCGAGGCCUUCACCCAGGAGCUGAAGGAGCUGGAGGAGCGAGUGAAGGAGCGCAGCAGAGCGGCCGUCCAGCUGGAGGAUACCACCAGGGAGGCUCUGUCUGCUGAGAGGCAGGAGGAAGAACUGUCCUCGGCUCUGGAGGCGAAGCUGACGGGGGAUGUGAAGGGAGACGGGUCGGUGGUGGGUCUCUGCAGUCCUGCCAGACCUCUCAACCAGCCGGUCUCCCAGCCGUACACCGGUCCAUUCAUGGUGGUUCUGUUUGCCAAGCUGGAGAACAUGCUCCAGAACUCGCUGUACGUCAACAUCCUGCUCACUGGCAUCGUGGCCCAGCUGGCCUGCUAUCCUCAGCCCCUCCUACGCUCCUUCCUGCUCAACACCAACAUGGUCUUCCAGCCCAGCGUCAAGUCACUGAUCCAGGUUUUAGGUUCUGUGAAGAACCGCAUCGAAGCCUUUGCAGCCUCUCAUGAGGACUUCCCUGCCAUGCUGAAGAAAGCCCAGCAGUACCUGGUGGCCCGAGGCAAAGUGGACUGGACCGACUCUCCUGCAGCUGUUCCCACCCUGCGGCGCUCUGAUUCCCUCGUGAAGAGUCGGAAGCCCUCUCUAGGAGACCUGAUCCUUCGCCACACCAACAGCCCGACUCGAGCUCGACACGCCGCUCAGCUGGCCCUCGCACACGUACGGGACGGCGGCCAAUCACUGCACAGCGCUCUGUUCCGGGGCGGCGGCGGCGGAGGAGCGUCCGGCCUGGAGAAACAAGCCGAGGCUCUGCGGGUGAAGAACGCCGUCUACUGCGCCGUCAUCUUCUGCGAGUUCCUCAAGGAGCUGGCUGCUCUGGCUCAGGAGCACGCCGUCAGCCUGCCCUUCCCUCACAGCCAGGAGGCCGAGGAGUAGACGAAAAACAGACUCCUAGUUUAGCUCUUAGCCUCCGUUUGUUUCUGUUAGGGCUGUGAAGGAUUCUCCAUCACCAGACGACAGACUGGAGCACCCAGACUUCUCUGUCACUGUAAGGAUGCAGACAGAAGACAGGAAACCAGUGGCAUUUUUCUACCAAAUGAUCCUAGGAUACCUAUAGGACUGGAAGAGUUUUCCUCAUCUGUAAACUUGUGAUAUUGUGCAUAUCAUGUAUUAUAGUUACAUUCUAUAGCUUGUACAUACACACACCACGUCACGGUUUAAUGUGACACAGUGGAACCACAGACUAAAGACGUAGGUGCACAUACCGGUGCUAGUCGUUUUCUUUUACUUUGAAAGGGUGCUUUCAGGUGGCACAAAGAAGGUUUUAUCUUCAACAAAAUUCAAACAAACACCAAAAACUUGUUUUGGCAAGAGAACACUGUUCAAUCACUUCAGCAUCUCUGGACAAGAAUCAUCUCUGCUUCAUCCUCAGUCAAGGACGGUUCACAGAAAAGACACAAGUUUAUUUUGAAAGGCUGCACUGCUAGUCAUCAGAUGGAAACUGGAAACCAGAGGUGUGUGAAUCAGCACGACUACCACAGAAGUACUGGAAAACUCGGAGUAAUUAAUGCCAUUUAAAAAAGAUGUUUUAAACGUUUGACAUUUGCACCAUUUUCUAGACAUAUCAGGAGGCAGGUGUGUGUGUGUGUGUGUGUGUGUGUGUGUGUGUGUGUGUGUGUGUGUGUGUCACUGUGUGUGUGUGUGUGUGUGUGUUGUAAUGAAUGACUCCAGCUCUUCAGGCCAUUAGUAAGCCAUUCACCUGCUGCCAUCAGAGACACUGUGGGACUGAAAAAGGCAGCGCUGCUUUGGAAGUCAGACCUUUUGUUAAGUCUUUUUGAAAACACCUCAGAUUCUGCCAGAGUUUUUUCUUUCUAAGAAGCAUUGGUAUGAUUUCCAUUUACUUAGACUAAGGAUGGUCUCAUGAGGCGUUCACCGACUUUUCUUUAAACACAUUUUAGUGUGUGAGCUUAAAAACAAAGCACCAGUUUUUUCGUUUCAGUAACUUUUAGGUGAAGCAGGUGGAACUGAACAAACAGCCGUUCGUCUUAGAAAUUAACAUGCUGCUAUCCUUAAAAACACUAACAGUCAUUUCAUUAACAGCUGCAGUUCAGUCCCUCGCUCCAUCGUUCGGUACCCAGUAGAAAUGUGAGGAAGUGGACGAGUCGGUGCAGGAUCAGCGUUUCAUUUAUGGAGUUUUGUCUGAAUGAAGUCGCAGCCCCUCAGUGUUAAAGUGUUUGCCAAGACUAAAAGGAUUCAAUGUUUUUCCUUUCCUGGAAUUGUUCAGCGUUUGUUUUUGAAAAUGGUGAUUCUUCAUUUUUACAGGUGUGAAAUUUUCUGUUAUUUUUCAGAAUAUGAUAAGAACAUCAUUACAAACCUGUACAAAUCAUCUACUUUUGACUUUAGUUUUUGCACAUACUAGCCAUUCUCUCUCAACUCUCAGCAGUAGAGAAACUGCCUGCCAUCCUGCGACGUCUUAUCUCUGACAUUUAACACGUUUUCCUCGACAACAUUCUCGUCUCAACAAGUUGAGGCCUUUUCAGCUUGUCUAAGCCAUAGCCAUGCUCGUCAUGUUUGUAAAUGUGGCCGUACGUCACUUUUCUACCGAAUUUCUAGACACAUUUCGUAACGACCCGUAGUUUUUUAAAUAAAUACCGAUAGUGUGAAGAUUCUGCAUGCGAGAUAAGGCCAGGUUUAUAACUAAUUAACUAGUCUAAUAGUGUUUGGUUCGUCAGUAGUUCUGAGCUUAACUUAGCUUCCAUGCAGUAGGUUUUAGUGAGUCAAUCCUAGAGAUCAGUGGCGGCGGCAAGAACAAGUUUCACUCUGAAUGUUAGCGCUUGGCGAAUUAAAUUAGUAGAGAAAUCAUGUCUGUCUUUUACCCACUGCCAUCCGUCCGUCCGUCUGUUCACCAGGUCUGCUGUACAUCCACUGCUUUUCAAACUAAACUAUGUCUGCAAACAGUCGUGCUAAAGAUCGAUCAGAGUGGGAUGGAUUUUCAGCCUCACAGUCACUUAUUAUCAGUCAGUUAUUAGUUUCCUGAGAUAUGUUCAUGGACACCAAAGACAAUCUCUAACAAUAUCUGUUGAAACAAUCGUUGAUAAUUUAAUCUGUAAUAAAUCUUGUCCAUGCAGCACUUAUUCAGAUCAAAGUGUCGCCAAAUGACCCCAUUAAAAAGGUGCCAGUUUAGUUUUUUUUAAAACACAAAAAUCAAAAAGGGAGCUGCUCUUAAGAACUUCAUUUGUUGGCACUGAUUUUUGUUUUCCUGAUUUGGGAUUUUAUCCUAUGUACAACUGUUUUUUUUUGUUUUUUUUUUUAAUUGUAGCUUGUAUUUCAUUUGUACUUGUACAAAGACGCUGAAAGUUUGUAACGUGGCGUUUUUCUAAAAGGGAUUGUUUCCUAGCAGGGACUUUAACGUCUUCCUGAACUUCUCAGACUGUAACAGACAGAAACUCACAGUGAAAUGAAGCAGAGGGUUUGGUAAAUAGAAUCGAUGCUUCGGGUGGAUUACUUAGCUUUAUGGAAGUUGGUACUCCGUGAAAACGAACGGCAGCAAAUGAAGCGAGCACUCCAACUGUUCAGACGUCAGCAGAGAGGAAGGACGGAGCUCAGUCUGUUGAAAACACACAAAUACAAGCGCUGAUUUAAACAAAAAAAAGGGUUUCGGCUUUCUACAGUGGAGCAGCUACCAUGCCUGGAUGUUAAAGCCAAAGCAGAAACAUAAAAUCUGGCUGUAUUGAAGUCUUUACAUAUUUAAUCUGUUUACUGAGAGUUAAAGCUUCCAGAAAUGGAUCAGUUUUCAUGUUUGCUCGCUAAACAGACGUCUCACCUCAGCUCUGCUCCAGACUCCAAACCUACCUGCUCCAUCACAUGUUUGUUUUCUGACUCUGAUAACUGACAAAAACCCAAAGCUAAGCUUGAAAAAAAUGUGUUUUUAGCCGUUUCUGCUGUUUUUACUCCUUCACUUGAACACUACAGUGAUUUUAAAACAGUCUUUCACAUCUGUUUAUUUUCCUGAGCAUCUGGAGCUGCUUCACAGCAUCAUGCAAAGAGCGACCCAAAGUGUUUCGCUGAACAUUCAUUUCCACUAACAGCAGCUACGGCUUCCCUUCAGCUGUUUUUUGUGUAAAUGUCUGAUUAUUCCAACAGAACCAUCACCUCAAGGACUCUGUUGUCACUUCUAAUUGAUUUCCUGACUGAUCGUGUCGGCGCUGUGCCGUGUUUGAUUUGUGCUGAUGUGUAAAUGCUUAUCACAGGAUGUACAACAUGUUCAGCACGUUUUCUUUCACUUCUCCCCCUGUGAUCUAUGCAAACCACGCUCUAUUGUCCCUGGUUUGAAGCUGAAAUGAAAGAUGAUUGAUUGAUUUUAAUGUGUAAAUACUGUAAAAACAAAAAAAGGAAGACAAAAAAAUAAGAGAGCAAUGGGAGGAAACGCAGAUGUGAGUGAAAUAACCAACAGGACAGAAUGAGAAUCAUAAAUAAUGUAAUGAUGAAUGUUGUCAGAAAUAUUUUUCUAUAUUUUGAAAUCAUUGGAAAAAAGAGGACAAAAAUACAAAGUGGGAAAAGCUGUCAGAAGAACACUACAAAGGGAAUGUUUUUAUUAAUUUAUAAAUUCUUUGCCUAGCAAUA